UCUUAAACCAUAUUUUUUUCCAAUCCAUUCAUUGCUUUUAACGAGAAGACUGCCACGCCACCGGCUAUCCUCGUCGGCUCCUUCGCCUGGUCGUCGUCGGGCCCUUGGCCGGCGACGAACACCAAUCAGAAAACACGAAAGGAUGGCAUUGAAAUUUAAGGCACCUGGCUACAUUAUCCUGAAAGAGGAAGCAUGCUGCAACAAAGAUAAUGAUAGUGGUAAAGAUGGAUCACUUCCAAUAAGAAAUAGGUAUCCGCGGCAGCAUCCUAUCAUUUUUUUUGAUGUUAAUGAAGGAUACGAUAGGAAGAAGAUAAAUGAGUUCCUGCUGCAAUGGUCUAUUCCUAUUGCCAAGUCCCGGCCAAAUGACAUAAUCAUCCCAGACCCUGCUCCCCAGGUACCCCGUGUGGAGGUCUUGGAACAUGUUUCAUCUAUCCUCAAGGAAUAUGGGUUUAAUCCUACUGGAGAAAUCAUGGACACUAUAAACCUCCGGCCUUAUGACUGCAAAAUGUCAGACACAGAGACAUGCAACAAAGGGCUUAUAAAUCCAAACAUGGCAGUUAUGGAAUCAGAUAAUCUGCACGCUGCAGAGGAAAAGGCUGUGACAGCGACAAAGGAAGUAGGCAGAGGAUGGGAUCCAACAUAUAUGAGGAGAAGUUUUUUCCCAUAUUGGAGAUCAGUGUUACGAACCAGGUGUCGUUGGAGGUUGAUUCCAGCCUAUGCAGAGGGAUAUACUAGGCCUGUGCUUGAUCUUCAACAUUUCCGUGCCUCUCGGAGCAAGUCAUUGGCCAAUGGAUCUACUCCAACUCCAAAUCAUAAACUUGGUCUGGUGGGAAGAAUCUCACCACUUCCAAGCAAUCAACCCAGAAGGGCUUUUAGCACUGCUGCCAUUAGUGCAUUCAGGCUCUUGAAGAUGCUAAAGUAUGCAUGAGUAGAAAGGCACGUCACAAUUUUUGGCUCCCUACACCAAGUUUUCUAAACGUGUCCCACAAAUAAAUUGAAGGAAGGAAUUAUUAAGGAAACCACACACUUGUCUUUAAUUAGUAAGACUAUUCAUUGAU
This is a messenger RNA of Sorghum bicolor (sorghum), 1058 nucleotides long. RefSeq lists its product as uncharacterized. Bases 143 to 928 code for a protein of 261 amino acids. The record is from RefSeq and is a predicted model, not a curated record. The transcript has 7 exons. Lineage: Eukaryota; Viridiplantae; Streptophyta; Magnoliopsida; Poales; Poaceae.